AUGCAGCUGGAAUACGACGAUGUCGAGAGUAUGCACACGGGUGUUGCUCAGAGUGGCGAUCUGAUGGGCCCCAUUUCGGAGAUCCUGGUCCAUUUGUGUGUUUAUGAUGUUAUCUUUCAAGACCAUGGCAAAACUGUGUUGCUGGUCGUGACUAUCUUGUUUCACGGAGGUGAGAUAGCCCAGACUGCUCCAAAGCUGUCCUUGGAGCAGGCAAUGGCCCAUCAUUUCGCAAGCGGAGGGGUGGUUUUGGAAACUCAGCCGUUGUUCAUUCAAAAACACCUCGAAACAAAGCUACUGUUAGUGAAACGAGACCAUAACAUACCUUCAGACUGGACAGACUAG
Ogataea philodendri is the source of this 342-nucleotide messenger RNA. RefSeq lists its product as uncharacterized. Lineage: Eukaryota; Fungi; Ascomycota; Pichiomycetes; Pichiales; Pichiaceae. The record is from RefSeq and is a predicted model, not a curated record. Bases 1 to 342 code for a protein of 113 amino acids. The transcript has a single exon.